Molecule: messenger RNA, 570 nt
Organism: Lachnellula hyalina
Lineage: Eukaryota; Fungi; Ascomycota; Leotiomycetes; Helotiales; Lachnaceae
Gene: Cetn2
Product: Centrin-2
Exons: 2
Biological process (GO): spindle pole body duplication
Cellular component (GO): mitotic spindle pole body; half bridge of spindle pole body
Molecular function (GO): calcium ion binding; microtubule binding
Source: RefSeq, a predicted model, not a curated record
CCACCCAAACGCCGCGCUCCAGCGGCAGCAUCAGUAUCAGCGCCAGAACCCAAAGCCCGGCAGUCCAAACUCGCAAAAGAGCACAACAUAACCGCGGCCGAGGAGAACGAAAUCAGGGAAGCCUUCGCGUUAUUCUCGCAGAAGAAGAAGGGCGAGAAGGAGGGUGUGAUACCUAUUAGUGAUGUGCGACGCGCUAUGAUCGCUUUAGGAAUCCCGCCAACUCCAGAAGAAUUGGAAGAAUUCAUCUCCAUCCUCGAUGACGAGCAAGAAGGUUUUGCGGAAUACCCCUCCUUUGUUGCGAUCUGCGCGCUUAAGCUGCAUCACCGGGACAAGAACUCGGAUACUCAUGCGCAGGAGGUAGAGGAGGCGUUUGCGUUGUUUUCGAGGGAUGGGGAGGAGAAGAUUACGCUUGCGACGUUGAAGGAGGUGGCCAAGAUGUUGAGGGAGGAUGUAGAGGAAGAUCUACUGAGGGAUAUGAUUCUUGAGGCUAAUGGCGGGAAGGGUGUUGGGAGGGGUGUGGAGAAGGGGGGAUUUGAAGGAAUUAUGAGAAGGGCAGGGGUUUGGAGGUGA